Pyrus x bretschneideri (Chinese white pear) is the source of this 2476-nucleotide messenger RNA. RefSeq names its product extensin-2-like. Bases 94 to 2259 code for a protein of 721 amino acids. The transcript has a single exon. Gene Ontology annotation, molecular function: structural constituent of cell wall. Gene Ontology annotation, biological process: plant-type cell wall organization. NCBI's taxonomy places the organism in Eukaryota, Viridiplantae, Streptophyta, Magnoliopsida, Rosales, Rosaceae. The record is from RefSeq and is a predicted model, not a curated record.
CUCUCACCCUUUCAAAAGCAACUCAACUCACUCACAAACAAGUUCUAAGAACGAAGUACAGUUUUCUGGCAAUAACAUCUGAAUUGCCAGAGAAUGAUAGCCUCGAAACAGCCGAGGCAUUGGCCUCCAAUGUUUUAUGUCGUGGCAUUAUGCCUUUUAGCCACAAGUGUGCUUGCUAAUAAGCCUUACACUUAUUCUUCACCACCACCACCCCACAGCACAAAACAUUACUACAAUUUCCCACCACCAAAGCAAUCUGCGCACCCUCCAUACCGUUACAAGUCUCCACCACCCCCAUCACCCUCACCACCAUCACCAUAUGUCUACAAAUCUCCUCCACCCCCAUCUCCAUCACCUCCUCCUCCUUAUGUCUAUAAGUCACCACCACCACCUUCCCCAUCACCUCCUCCUCCCUAUGUCUACAAGUCGCCACCACCCCCAUCACCAUCACCUCCACCUCCUUAUGUCUACAAGUCGCCACCACCUCCAUCACCAUCACCUCCACCACCUUAUGUCUACAAGUCACCACCACCUCCAUCACCAUCACCCCCUCCUCCGUAUGUCUACAAGUCACCACCACCUCCAUCACCAUCACCUCCUCCUCCCUAUGUCUACAAGUCACCACCACCUCCUUCACCCUCACCUCCUCCUCCUUAUGUCUACAAGUCUCCACCACCCCCAUCACCUUCACCACCACCUCCAUAUGUCUACAAAUCUCCUCCACCACCAUCUCCAUCACCUCCACCUCCUUAUGUCUACAAGUCACCACCACCUCCAUCACCAUCACCUCCACCACCUUAUGUCUACAAGUCACCACCUCCUCCAUCACCAUCACCCCCUCCUCCAUAUGUCUACAAGUCACCACCACCUCCAUCACCAUCACCUCCUCCUCCCUAUGUGUACAAGUCACCACCACCUCCUUCACCCUCACCUCCUCCUCCUUAUGUCUACAAGUCUCCACCACCCCCCUCACCCUCACCACCACCUCCAUAUGUCUACAAAUCUCCUCCACCCCCAUCUCCAUCACCUCCUCCUCCUUAUGUCUAUAAAUCGCCACCACCUCCAUCACCAUCACCUCCACCUCCUUAUGUCUACAAGUCGCCACCACCUCCAUCACCAUCACCCCCUCCUCCAUAUGUGUACAAGUCACCACCACCUCCUUCACCUUCACCUCCUCCUCCCUAUGUGUACAAGUCACCACCACCUCCUUCACCAUCACCUCCUCCUCCUUACGUCUACAAGUCUCCACCACCCCCAUCACCCUCACCACCACCUCCAUAUGUCUACAAAUCUCCUCCACCCCCAUCUCCAUCACCUCCUCCUCCUUAUGUCUAUAAGUCGCCACCACCUCCAUCACCAUCACCUCCACCUCCUUAUGUUUACAAGUCGCCACCACCUCCAUCACCUUCACCCCCUCCUCCGUAUGUCUACAAGUCACCACCACCUCCUUCACCUUCACCUCCUCCUCCCUAUGUGUACAAGUCACCACCACCUCCUUCACCCUCACCUCCUCCUCCUUAUGUGUACAAGUCUCCACCACCCCCAUCACCCUCACCACCACCUCCAUAUGUCUACAAAUCUCCUCCACCCCCAUCUCCAUCACCUCCUCCUCCUUAUGUCUAUAAGUCGCCACACCUCAAUCACCAUCACUCCACCUCCUUAUGUCUACAAGUCGCCACCACUCCAUCACCUUCACCCCCUCCUCCGUAUGUCUACAAGUCACCACCACCUCCUUCACCUUCACCUCCUCCUCCCUAUGUGUACAAGUCACCACCACCUCCUCCCUAUGUAUACAAGUCACCACCACCUCCGUCACCAUCACCUCCACCUCCUUAUGUCUACAAGUCACCACCACCUCCAUCACCAUCACCUCCACCUCCUUAUGUCUACAAGUCACCACCACCUCCAUCUCCAUCACCUCCACCUCCCUACAUCUAUAAAUCACCACCACCUCCAUCACCUUCACCUCCUCCUCCUUAUGUUUACAAGUCACCACCACCUCCUUCACCUUCACCUCCUCCUCCUUAUGUCUACAAAUCACCACCUCCACCGUCACCUUCCCCUCCUCCUCCAUACCACUACAAAUCACCUCCACCACCAGCAAAGUCACCACCACCGCCUUACCACUACAAGUCCCCACCACCGCCAUCAAAGUCCCCACCACCUCCAUACAUCUACAGCUCACCACCUCCUCCAUUGAAGUCUCCACCACCACCUGCAUACUACUACAGGUCACCUCCACCUCCGAAGCAUUACUAAGAGCUAAUGGUUAUAGCCAUUUGAAAGGGUCGGAAUAACUUCUUGUUUUGGAUGUUAAUUGGGUACCAUUUCUUUUCAUCGUUAUUCAGUUCACAAACAAGUGCAUUUUUGUGCAUAAUAAGGGUCUAACAGAUCCUUCCUGUAUUCUGUUGUAAGAACUCAUUGUACUACUUGUUUAAAGAGCUUAAAUGAAAGUGAAGAACAUUAAUUUCUUGUA